GACAGCACACUUCUUAUCCAUUGUGUGGUAAUUCUUCAAUAUAUUUCAGUGAUAUUCUACCUGGGUGAGAUGGAAAAAGCAGUUGCACUAUUCACGAAUCCUGAAUUCAGUAUUAAAGAAUUGACCAAUUCCCUAUAUUUGGAUACAUUAAUGAUAAAACAAUGUUUUCAAGCACCAUUUAUUCUAUUAAAUAAUAAAUAUAACAAUGAAUUAGAUCAUACUUCAAGAAUUUGUCCUACAAACUUAUUUACUCUUAAAGAUAAUCAACAUAUAAAUGUUUCAUCUUUGCUUACAAGUAACUCUUCUGACAGUAGAACUUCUUGGACAUAUUCACCAUUUAAUACUGAUAAUAAUAAUGAUAUUGAUUGGUUACCAAAUUUUUUUAUUCAUCAACCUCCUUUAUUAAUCAAUAUACCAAUGUAUUCAAUGAAUUCAACAAAUAUCACUAUACGUUGGUUAAUCUAUCUUAGAUUAUCUAUUGAAAUUGAUGAGAAAAAUAGAAGUAAACAUUUAGAAGAUCCAUUCAUUGUAUCACUUUAUCCAAAUAUUAUCAUGAAUUCAUUGAAUCAUACAUCUAGUUGUUGGUUAUCACCUAAAAUAAUAAUCAAUGUACAAAAUAGUCUUGAUCAACGAAUAGAUUUGAAUUUAUUUACUUAUACAUCAGAUGAUCUAUUAUUCAAUCAUGAUGAUCCAAAUGAUGAUGAUGAUGGCGAUGUUAUUAUUCAUUUAAAUGUACAUGUUGUGAAUAGUUCCAAUUCAUGUCUAUUACAUUUAUAUAAUCCAUUAAUUUUCUCAUAUCAUAAUUUUAUUCAUAAUUAUUAUAAUCUAGAAAAUUAUUUCUCAUUAAUGUUAUUAAAAUCAAUUCAUUAUUUCCCUUUAUGUUGUAUCUAUCCAUUUUAUAAACAAUACACGAUUCAUAAUCAUAAUAAUAGGGAUAAUCAAUUUGAUCCUCAUUUCAUAGUUGCUAAGCAACAAUUAAUGAUCAAUAAUUUAGAAGUUAAACUUAAUAAAUUUUGUACAUGGAAUGUAUAUAAAUUCAAUAAACAUUUAUUAUAUUUAAUUACUAAUGGUAUUUUUAAUGGUAUAUGUUUAUAUGUUAAUAUGAAUUGGUCUAUAUCUAAUCCAAUAAUUAUUGAAAUUCGUUCAAGUUCACGUAAAUUAUUGAAUCUAUUAGAUCAAGUAUUGUUUACUCGAAAUAAUGUCGAUGAAUUUCAUUUUGUUCCUUAUACUCAAUCAUUAUUAGAUAGUGAUAUAUCAAAUAAAACAACUAAUGUACAAAAAUCAAUCAUUGAUUCAUUCAAUUAUUUAAUUGAUGAAACAGAAUAUCUUAUCAAUCAAAUAACUCAACUUAUUGAAUGUACAAUGUAUAAACGAAUUCCUGAAUUAUCUGUAUUUUUAAAAGAUUUAACAAAUAAUCUUGAUAUUGCACAUCGUACUGCUGAAUGGAGAUCAAUAGUGAAUAAAGCAAGUACCAUGCCAAUUGAUAAUAUACCAUCAAGUUUGGAAUAUUGUCAAUUACGUUUACAAACAGAUAUUCACUUAAAAAAUCUUUGUUUUAUAAACAAUUUUUGAGGAAUAUUUAUGAAUUAAAUAUGUAUGUUUACCCUUUUCUGUGCUGAUUCCAUGAGGACGCUUCAUUUUGUAAAUACUGUUUUGUAAAAAUUAUGAAUUCACAGUGAUAACUUCUUAUGUAUAAAUGUAUGAAAUCAUUCAUUUUUGUUAGAAAUAUAAACAGAUUAUUUUCUAUAGAGUUC
Molecule: messenger RNA, 1754 nt
Organism: Schistosoma intercalatum
Lineage: Eukaryota; Metazoa; Platyhelminthes; Trematoda; Strigeidida; Schistosomatidae
Source: the annotation of a GenBank genome assembly